Molecule: messenger RNA, 327 nt
Organism: Arachis stenosperma
Lineage: Eukaryota; Viridiplantae; Streptophyta; Magnoliopsida; Fabales; Fabaceae
Exons: 1
Coding region: 1-327 (108 amino acids)
Source: RefSeq, a predicted model, not a curated record
AUGGAUGUAUCAGAAAGGCUUCUAAGGUAUAGAUACCAUAUAACCACAGUGAUAGCAAUUUCAGUUUUAUUGUCUUUGAUGUUGUAUGCAGCACCAAGAUUUGUUACAAUAUUGGCAUAUUUCUGGCCAUUGUUUGCUUCCACAACAGUCUUCUUGGUUGCAAUCAUAGCCUUUGGAGGGGUUUCAAAGUUCUCAACUGAUGAAUUAUCUCACCAUCAUGAUCUUCAUGGUGAGAAAGCUGGUGAGGGACUCUUGGAUUAUGUAGCAGGUGUAGGAUCAAGGACACAACAACAUGAACAUCAUAGUGAGGAUUCUCACACCUUCUAA